Messenger RNA from Elaeis guineensis (African oil palm), 1696 nucleotides. Its product is annotated as fructose-bisphosphate aldolase 1, chloroplastic. The record is from RefSeq and is a predicted model, not a curated record. Gene Ontology annotation, biological process: glycolytic process. Gene Ontology annotation, molecular function: fructose-bisphosphate aldolase activity. NCBI's taxonomy places the organism in Eukaryota, Viridiplantae, Streptophyta, Magnoliopsida, Arecales, Arecaceae.
ACCUCUCAACGUUUGUCCGUCACCUGCCACGUGUGAGGCAUCACACAGGUGGUGACCACCCAUUGGCAAGCUCAUCUCAGCCUCAAAUGGCCCAUCUCUUGGUGGCAGCCUCAAAUUAUAAAUCAAGAGGAGCAGCACCAAGAAAGACCCAUGCCUCCGUGUUCAUCGCGCAAAGAGAGAGGGUACCAGCAGAGGCUCUCUGCCUUCCAGAGUUCCAUCCACCUUACCUCCAGAGCGCAAGUGAAGGAGUUCUCUCUCUAAGACUUUGAUGGCAUCGGCAUCCCUCCUCAAGACCUCUCCGGUCAUCAACAAGUCAGAGUGGGUGAAGGGCCAGUCUCUUCGCCACCCAUCUGCCUCCGUGACCAUCAAGUGCCACCCCGCCGCCUCCCUCACUGUCCGCGCCGCCACCUCCUACGCCAAUGAGCUCGUGAAGACCGCGAAAACCAUUGCCUCACCAGGGCGUGGUAUCCUGGCCAUGGACGAGUCGAACGCGACGUGCGGGAAGAGGCUGGCGUCCAUCGGGCUGGAGAACACCGAGGCCAACCGCCAGGCCUACCGCACCCUGCUUGUCACCGCCCCCGGCCUCGGCAACUACAUCUCCGGUGCCAUCCUCUUCGAGGAGACCCUCUACCAAUCCACCACUGAUGGCAAGAAGAUGGUCGACGUCCUUGUCUCCCAGAACAUCGUCCCCGGUAUCAAGGUCGACAAGGGUCUGGUGCCUCUUGCUGGCUCGAAUGACGAAUCUUGGUGCCAAGGUCUUGACGGGCUCGCAUCCCGCACCGCCGCUUACUACCAGCAAGGUGCUCGCUUUGCCAAAUGGCGGACGGUGGUGAGCAUUCCCAAUGGUCCUUCGGCCCUCGCUGUGAACGAAGCUGCCUGGGGUCUUGCUCGCUACGCCGCAAUUGCACAGGACAAUGGCCUUGUCCCAAUCGUGGAGCCGGAGAUCCUGCUGGAUGGCGACCACGGGAUCGAACGCACCUUCGAGGUGGCGCAGAAGGUCUGGGCUGAGGUCUUCUACUACAUGGCGGAGAACAAGGUGAUGUUUGAAGGGAUCCUCCUCAAGCCUAGCAUGGUCACUCCUGGAGCCGAGUGCAAGGACAGGGCCACACCAGAGCAGGUGGCAGAGUACACCCUCAAGCUCCUCCACCGGAGGAUUCCCCCCGCCGUCCCCGGAAUCAUGUUUCUGUCGGGCGGGCAAUCGGAGGUGGAGGCGACUCUGAACCUGAACGCCAUGAACCAGAGUCCCAACCCAUGGCAUGUGUCCUUCUCUUACGCAAGGGCCCUUCAGAACACCUGCCUGAAGACAUGGGGAGGGCGGCCCGAGAAUGUGAAGGCAGCUCAGGAGGCACUGCUGGUGCGUGCCAAGGCUAACUCCCUUGCGCAGCUCGGGAAGUACACUGGCGAGGGCGAGUCGGAGGAAUCCAAGAAAGGGAUGUUCGUCAAGGGCUACACCUACUAAGCUUUGCCCCAGGCCUUCUUCCCCUGUCGACAGAUUUAAAAAGAAUAAGACUGCUGCCUUCCUCUCUUCGUGCUUAUACUACAUAGAUAUGGAAGGCUAUUUUUGUUCCCCCAUCAGCUCCUUGAGCUACUACAUAAAUUCUUCGCUGCGAGGCUAAUGCAGUGUUUAUGUAUAAUUGCAGCAGCGCAACCAGUCUAGUAACACGAGCUGUAGUUUUAUAAAACUGCAUUGCUUUAU